Molecule: messenger RNA, 4020 nt
Organism: Canis lupus familiaris (dog)
Lineage: Eukaryota; Metazoa; Chordata; Mammalia; Carnivora; Canidae
Gene: KCNN4
Product: potassium calcium-activated channel subfamily N member 4
Exons: 8
Coding region: 2293-3480 (395 amino acids)
Biological process (GO): potassium ion transmembrane transport
Cellular component (GO): plasma membrane; neuronal cell body; neuron projection
Molecular function (GO): small conductance calcium-activated potassium channel activity; calmodulin binding; intermediate conductance calcium-activated potassium channel activity
Source: RefSeq, a predicted model, not a curated record
AGUGCAGAGACCCGUGCCAGGCCACAGGGGUGGCAGGUAGCAGGGGUGCUCCGGCUGUAGCCUCAAGACUGCCCGGGGCAGCGUUUUCUCCCAGCGGGCACACGUGUGGUAUCUGGGUGUGCCCGGGUGUGUCUCCAUCACUCUCCCGCCGUGUCUCACCCACAGUGGGAAUCACAUUUGUGCCAUGGAGCGGGCGGGGCACCGGCAGGGGUUGUGUUUUUGUCACUGGGCGUGUCUGUGUGUGCGGUUUGGUGUCUCUGGGUGUGUCUGUGUGGGUUGUGUUGGUGUGUUGCCAGACGUGUCUGUGCGUGAGUGUCUCGUUUCCCUGCGGCUGGCGGGUCCAUGUUCCUGCAUGACAUAUGGAGUGGAAGAGAGUGGGGUUAGGUCUGUGAGUUGUCGCUAGAGUGGUGACCUUGCUGCCACCAGCAGUGUCUCAGAGGUCGGUGUGUGCAAGGUGUUCUGUGUUCCCAGGCCAGCGUCUCCCGAUGUGUUGCCUGAGGAGGGUUUGGAUCUGUGUCCUGAUGGGCAGCACACAGAUCUCAUGUAGUACUUCCAUGCUGCUGCACGCAGGGACAUUCCACACUGUGUCACUCUAGGAGUCACAGUGCAUCACUCUGCAUUGCAUUUGUUCUUCUGUAUGUCACUGUGUGUUGUGUCUCUUUAUGUGUGUUAUCUGUGUAAAGGCGAGCUAUCAUUCAGAGAUGUGACCUUGUGUGUCAUGUCCAGGGAUAUGUCCAUUUCACGGGCCUCUCCUUUCCCUGCUAAGAACACAACCUGGGUGGCCAUCCUCAGAGCGUGUUGUGUUUGUGUGGCUGUGUCUUAUACUGCACCGGAGGGUAUGCCCUGGUGUUAUGUGUGGUGUCAUUGCAGGGGUAGGUGUUGGCUGUGCCAGUGGGUCCCUCUGUGUUUUAUGUGAUACGUGGUGUCCAAAAAAGGUUGUGUCAUUCUGUAUUUGUGUAUGGCUCUGCCUAUGUUGUGUUUGUGUGGCCAUGCAUGUUGACUAUAUCGCGCGACAGGCCGCAUGUGGGCAUAAUUCAGAUGUGGCUUGUCAGAGGAGACGUUGCAUGUUUUACUUGGUGCCUGUUGCAUUUGGGAUUCGGGAUCCAUGUGGUCUGUGCCCUGCUCCUCCUUCCCCUGGGUACCAUUCUGGGUUGUGUCUUCUGUGAUGCGCCAAAAUAUAUCAGAAUAUCUUACUUUGGGUAUGCGCUGUUUGGGUUUCUGUGUGGGUCUCUUCAUGCAUCCAUUCCCACUGUCCUAACUGUACAUUUGAAUGGCAUUGUGCGCUGGGGUAUAUUGUGUGUCGUGGCGGGUCUGUAUGUGCUGUGAAUCAUUCUAUGAGCAUAUAUAUUUGAGUUGCCAUGUGCCACGAUGUGUAUCAGUGUGCAUUUCUCUGUGUGCUGGGCGCUUGAGGUCUGUUAUGGUGUGGACACAAAGCUUUGGUCUGCACAUGUCAGGUGUCACUCCAUGGGUGUAUAAUAUUUAGGACACUAUUAGUGCAUGGUUUACACAGGUAUAUGAAGUGUGGCAUUCGGGUAUCACUAACAUAUUGUGUGUCUGUCUAAUGAUUAGUAUGUGUUGUGCUAAUGUAGCUAUAGAUGUGCCUCAAAUGUGGAGUCUGGCAGUGGCUGUUUGUGUAAGAGAACACUGUGCCAGUUUUGACUGCGGUGUUUUUGCCAGUGUGUGGACAAUGUUUGGGUGGUCAUGUGCACCACAGGAGCACUGCCUUCCUUGCUGAGUGCCGGCGUGUGUCACACCAUAUGUGUGGUGUCUGGGUGUGGCUGUGGGUUUCCGAGCUCAUCGGGAGUUGUGAGUCACUCACUGUAGGUUGUGUUGUGUGCCCAUGUGUGUUAGGCUCCGUCUCCGGCCGUGCCGUGUGUGAGGGUGUAUCAACCGGUGUCUUGCGGUGUCUGAGUGUGGCUGAGUUUAGGAGUGUAUUACACGGUGCACCGUUGUGUGUGACACAGUCUAUUGUGUGCCAGUAUGUGUCUUUAUCCACGUGGAUGCACGCCUCUUCCUUGCUCUGCCCCAAGACACACCCCGGUCCCUCCUUAGACUGAGAAGGGAGGUUAGGGAGCCUCCCCUCUGCCCAAGGGCCACGCCAGCCCCUCCCCGCCCUGCCCAGCCGUCACCACCCCCAGAGGGCACAGACUUCUUCUGUGCCUCAAAGCAAGAGCCCCAGAGCAAGGAGCAGAGCGGGCCGAGGACCUGCAAGCCACAGUGGCUGCCCUUUGUGUGCUGCGAGGUGGGGGACCCUGGGCAGGAAGCUGGCUGAGCCCCAAGACCGCAGGGGCCAUGGGCGGGGAGCUGGUGCCAGGCCUGGGGGCCCUACAGCGGCGAAAGCGGCUGCUGGAGCAGGAGAAGUGGCUGGCUGGCUGGGCAUUAGCACUGGCGGGAAUUGGCAUCGGACUCAUGGUACUACACGCGGAGAUGCUAUGGUUCGGAGGGUGCCCGUUGUUCAUGACCGACAACGGGCUCCGGGACUGGCGCGUGGCGCUGACCGGGCGGCAGGCGGCGCAGAUCGUGCUGGAGCUGGCGGUGUGCGGGCUGCACCCAGCGCCGGUGCGGGGUCCGCCGUGCGCACAGGGUUUGGGGUCCCGGCCCACGGCGACGCAGUCCUGGCCGGGCUUCCUGGAUGAGGGGGAGGCGCUGCUGUCGCUGGCCAUGCUGCUGCGCCUCUACCUGGUGCCCCGCGCCGUCCUCCUGCGCAGCGGCGUCUUGCUCAACGCGUCCUACCGCAGCAUCGGCGCGCUCAACCAGGUCCGCUUCCGCCACUGGUUCGUGGCCAAGCUGUACAUGAACACGCACCCGGGUCGCCUGCUGCUCUGCCUCACGCUUGGCCUCUGGCUCACCACCGCCUGGGUGCUGUCGGUGGCCGAGAGGCAGGCAGUUAAUGCCACUGGACACCUUUCAGACACACUGUGGCUGAUCCCCAUCACAUUCCUGACCAUUGGCUAUGGAGAUGUGGUGCCAGGCACCAUGUGGGGCAAGAUUGUCUGCCUUUGCACUGGAGUAAUGGGGGUCUGCUGCACAGCCCUGCUGGUGGCCGUGGUGGCCCGGAAGCUGGAGUUUAAUAAGGCAGAGAAGCAUGUGCACAACUUCAUGAUGGACAUCCAGUAUGCCAAAGAGAUGAAGGAGUCAGCUGCCCGAGUGCUGCAAGAGGCCUGGAUGUUCUACAAACACACACGCAGGAAGGACCGUGGAGCUGCCCGCAAGCACCAGCGCAGGCUGCUGGCUGCCAUUAACAGGUUCCGCCAGGUACGGCUGAAACACAGAAAGCUCCGAGAACAAGUGAACUCCAUGGUGGACAUUUCCAAGAUGCACAUGAUCCUGUGUGACUUGCAGCUGGGACUGAGCAGCUCACAUCAGGCCCUGGAGAAGCGGAUGGAUGCACUGGCAGGGAAGCUGGACACCCUGACCGAGCUGCUUAGCACUGCCCUGGGUUCAAGGCAGGUUCCAGAACCAAGCCAGGAGGCCACGUAGCUGGAUCCAUGGAGGAAGAACCAAGCUACUUUCCCUAGGAUUGAGGUCAAGGACAUUGUCUCUGCUACUCCUGACCCAGCCCUAUGAAUAAGCACCUCAGGUGCAAGGACCAAAGAGGCCCCACCUUAGGGUGGGCUCACUCACUGAUGGCUGGAGGAGACACUGGCUCAAGGAGAAAGGCUGUGGCCACACACACAGCCCCAACCCCUGCCCCAAAUGGGAAAAUGGUCACUACUACCCCACAUCCCCUGGACAAAACCAUCCUCAUUGUGCUGCUACGGAUGACCUCUGGCUUUCAGUUAGAAGUGGAGGUGCCUGGGGCGCUGAGACUCCUGGGUCCCAGAGAAGGUGGGGACUGGGGGCCCAGAGUCCAGGAUCCUGGGGUUCUUCAGUUACCACUGGAUAGCGGAGUGGAAGGAACCAGGCCUGAAGCUGAGAGGUGGCAGGAGGCAGCGCCCCCUGGUGGGAGAGCAAGGAGAACACAGUUUCCAGAGCUGCAGAGAAUCUGGUGGGGAGAAGGCGGGUGGGGUGGGGGGGCAC